Molecule: messenger RNA, 999 nt
Organism: Haemonchus placei
Lineage: Eukaryota; Metazoa; Nematoda; Chromadorea; Rhabditida; Trichostrongylidae
Source: the annotation of a GenBank genome assembly
AUGGACACCGGUAUUCAUCAAAUGCUGUGGCUUUACAUAUUUGUGCUACUGUGCUCCGUGACCAGUGGACAAGACUACAUUCCACCGGAAAUUGCUGGUACUCAUGUAGAUGAGACUCGUGGCUAUGAAUUACGUGACUUUCAAUUGAUACCACCAUACAGGAAUUUGGACGACUGGAUUCUUUAUGGAGAUGCUUUCGCGUCAAGGCAAUGGAUUCGAUUGACAAGAGAUGAACGGUCACUAAGCGGUGCCGUUUGGAGCAAGAACAGGCUUUCGGCAAGAGAUUGGGAAGUUCAGGCACAUCUGCGGUUAUCAUCUGACGGCGGCAUACCAGCAGACGGAAUGGGAAUCUGGUAUACCGAAAAAUAUGGUUCCGGAACGGCAUGGGGAGCGCCAGCGCGGUUCAAUGGAAUUGGAGUGGUCUUGGAUACAUAUACGAACGAGGCGGGUGCGAAUACUGCACAGGGGGCUCGUCUUUUCAUAUUGGUCAAUAGCCCAGCUCAGGGUGCCGAGGUUGACGUGAAUUUGGAUGGUAAUAAUAUCAAAGUCCUGCCAGAAUGCCAAUUCAGAGCGAAUCGCGUCGUUGCCCAAUACUCUGCUGAUCAUCCAGUUCCUACAAUUAAGAUCCUCAUCAGAUACGCUAGAGACGUCUUGCAGGUUUUCUAUUCGUUGCCAAAAGACAACGAUAAUCAGUGGACGCAUUGCACGAAUGCGUCUAAUUUGUACUUACCAGUGGACUACCACAUGGGAAUAUCAGCUGCCACUGGCGAUCUUACGACAGGUCACGAUAUACUGUCGUUCAAAGUUUAUGAGAUUGAUACGUUCCGUACAUCAUCCGAUAAGCCGGUCACAGAAGUGCAGUACUAUGGAGGUUACAUGCCGGCGCGUGAGUUUUUAGCAUCGCUUUAUAUAACUGCUUGUGAGUGGUGCGUUGCAAGAUUUCAUUUUCCUGUUGCUAGCAACGAAGGCAACUGCGAGCUAGCGUACCAGCAUCUAUAA